AUGAAUGCACAAGGUGUGUUGACAGGAGCAGACGAGGUAAGAAGAAUCAGGACCCUUGCUCAGUCAGUCCUAGUUGAAAGGUGGAAAGAGGAUCUGGAGUCCUCUAUUGCUGGCAGUUGGACGGUUCUCGCAGUUUGUCCUCACAUAGAGCGGUGGCUAAAGAAAAAACACGGAACGCUUACGUUCCGACUGGUGCAGAUACUAACAGGACACGGCUGCUUUGGUAAGUAUCUGCACCAGACAGCGAGGCGAGAAUUGACUCCGGUAUGCCAUCAGUGUGGGGCCACUGAAGACACAGCGCAUCACACACUAGCUGAAUGUGCAGCCUGGAGCCCGCAGAGGCACAUACUAUCAUCCACUAUUGGUAGAGCCGUCUCGUUGCCCGACGUAGUUGACGUCAUGAUAGGCAGUGAAACGUGCUGGUCAGUGAUGCUGUCGUUUUGUGAGGCUGUCAUGGGUCUGAAAGAGGAUGAAGAGAGAGCGAGGGAAGAAGCUGCCGAUGCUCCCGUCAUACGCAGGCGGAGGCAGGCCAAGCUUAUCAUCCUCGUAGCGCCCAGCUACACGCUAGUGGAAAGGCCGCCUUAUCCAUGGAGUUAUCGGUUAUCACAGCGCUUAGUAUACGCGUGCGGUACAGAGGAACAGUUGAUGUUCGCGCGUCGAGGAAGACGCAACCGUUCGCUGUAG
This is a messenger RNA of Bicyclus anynana (squinting bush brown), 684 nucleotides long. RefSeq lists its product as uncharacterized. The coding region runs from base 1 to 684 and encodes 227 amino acids. The record is from RefSeq and is a predicted model, not a curated record. The transcript is spliced from 2 exons. Lineage: Eukaryota; Metazoa; Arthropoda; Insecta; Lepidoptera; Nymphalidae.